AUGUCCACUAGUUUCACGGAGCAAGUUGUAAACUUGGGCCACGAGAUAUUGCCCUACUUGACCAGAUGGUACUCGAUCAUUGCCCUUUUGAUUGUCACCUACAUUGUCUCCUUCAACCUCAAGGAUGCAUUUAUGAGCUGGAAGUUGGGCUGCAAAAACCCCGCCCACUUUGCACCCGCGGGAUACACGGGAGUCAAUGGUUUAUACAUGAUUGUCUCUGCCAAGAACCAAGGAAAAUUGGCUGAGUUUGGCGAUAAGUGGUUUAGUGAGUAUAGCAGCGGCACCAUCUACGUCAAGGUGUGCGGUAUCAUGAAGAUUGUCUUUACCAUUGACCCGGAAAACAUCAAGGCAGUUUUGGCUACCCAGUUUAACGAUUACGGCUUGGGCACGAGACAUGCUCAUUUUUUGCCCUUGUUGGGUGAUGGCAUCUUCACUUUGGACGGCAGCGGGUGGAAGGACUCUAGGGCAAUGUUGAGACCCCAGUUUGCUAGAGAACAAAUUGCCCAUGUCAAGUCUUUGGAACCUCAUAUUCAAGUCUUGGCUAAGCACAUUAGAAUGCACAACUUCGAGACGUUUGACUUGCAAGAGUUGUUUUUCAGAUUCACCGUUGACACUGCCACUGAGUUUUUGUUUGGUGAGUCGGUUCACUCGUUGUACGACUCUAAAUUGGGCAUUCCUCCUCCUAAUGACAUUCCUGGAAGAGAAGCCUUUGCCGAUGCCUUUAACAGAUCGCAGCACUACCUUGCCACUAGAACCUAUUCCCAACUCUUUUACUGGUUGUUCAACAGCAAGAGCUUUCGUGAGGAUAAUGCCAAGGUCCACCACUUGGCUCAAUACUUUGUCAAUAAUGCAUUAAACUUUACCCCUGAAGAAAUUGAAGAAAAAUCGAGAGGCGGAUAUAUUUUCCUUUACGAGUUGGUGAAGCAGACUAGAAACCCCAAGGUUUUGCAAGACCAGUUGUUGAACAUUAUGGUUGCCGGAAGAGACACCACUGCUGGUUUGUUGUCAUUCACCAUGUAUGAAUUGGCUAGAAACCCCAAGAUAUGGCAAAAGUUGAGAGAAGAAGUUUUCGAAAACUUUGGAGCUGGUGCCACCGAGGCUGAAGUUGACUCGAUUUCGUUUGAAACUUUGAAAAAAUGCGAGUACCUUAAGUGGAUUUUGAAUGAGGCCUUGAGAUUAUACCCAUCGGUGCCCAUCAAUUUCAGAACCGCGUUGAGAGACACCACCUUGCCCCGCGGUGGUGGCCCCGACGCCAACUCACCCAUCUUUGUCCCCAAAGGCUCGACUGUGGCUUACACUAUCUACAAGACCCACAGAUUGGAAGAAUAUUACGGUAAGGACUCUUAUGAGUUUAAACCUGAGAGAUGGGCCGACAUGAAGCGUUUGGGCUGGGCCUACUUGCCCUUCAACGGUGGUCCUAGAAUCUGCUUGGGCCAGCAGUUUGCCUUGACUGAAGCCUCCUAUGUCAUUGCCAGGUUAGCUCAAUUGUUCCCCACUUUGGAGUCGAGAGACGACACCUAUCCACCAAAAAAAUGCAUCCACUUGACGAUGUCCCUUGAAGACGGUGUCUUUGUUGGCAUGAAGUAG
Lodderomyces beijingensis is the source of this 1587-nucleotide messenger RNA. NCBI's taxonomy places the organism in Eukaryota, Fungi, Ascomycota, Pichiomycetes, Serinales, Debaryomycetaceae. The record is from the annotation of a GenBank genome assembly.